Molecule: messenger RNA, 588 nt
Organism: Hibiscus syriacus
Lineage: Eukaryota; Viridiplantae; Streptophyta; Magnoliopsida; Malvales; Malvaceae
Product: structure-specific endonuclease subunit slx1-like
Exons: 3
Coding region: 16-528 (170 amino acids)
Biological process (GO): double-strand break repair via homologous recombination
Cellular component (GO): Slx1-Slx4 complex
Molecular function (GO): 5'-flap endonuclease activity; crossover junction DNA endonuclease activity
Source: RefSeq, a predicted model, not a curated record
AGAUCGGAUGAUGAGAUGAGGCUGCUCACAGCAUCAUUCCGAGCGGCGAAAUCCCCAUAUCUAAUUCUAAAUCCUAACCCAAACCCUAAAUCUAUUUCCCUAAAUCCGCCGUUGUCGUCAGAAUCGAGUGCCGGUGCGAAAUCCAAAUCAAAAGAAAUGACGUGGUGCGUUUACCUCAUUCUUUCCACCAAUGCUCCCAUUAAAACCUACGUCGGCGUCACCAACAACUUCUCCCGCCGUUUGAAACAACAUAAUGGCGAACUUAGUGGUGGUGCUAAAGCAUCUCGUGCUGGAAGGCCAUGGGUCUGCGCUUGCUUAAUUCGGGGUUUCAAUGACCGAAGUGAAGCUUGUGAAUUUGAUUCCAAAUGGAAAAUGGUGUCAAGAAAACUGCCUCGCAAAAGGAAGAAUAAGGAGGCUGAUGAUUGCUCCCCAAUGUUAUUGCAACACAGAGAAACAUCUCUAAAUAAGGUUAUUGGUUCAUUGGAUUGCGGUCACUUGGAAAUUGAGUGGCAAAUGAGCACUUCCUAAUUUAAUGCUGAUUUUAAUAUAUGCUAUGAUUGGAUUGCAGUCACUUGAAAACCGAGUGGA